Salvia miltiorrhiza (redroot sage) is the source of this 3063-nucleotide messenger RNA. Its product is annotated as probable WRKY transcription factor 2. NCBI's taxonomy places the organism in Eukaryota, Viridiplantae, Streptophyta, Magnoliopsida, Lamiales, Lamiaceae. The record is from RefSeq and is a predicted model, not a curated record. Gene Ontology annotation, molecular function: sequence-specific DNA binding; DNA-binding transcription factor activity. Bases 479 to 2659 code for a protein of 726 amino acids. The transcript has 7 exons. Gene Ontology annotation, biological process: regulation of DNA-templated transcription.
AUUGUCAGUGAGUGAAAGGUUUCUCAUGUACUGCUACUACAACUGCUUAUUUUCUUUCCAAGAAGAUCCAAAAAUCGUAACUCCCCAAACAAAUCCCACCCUUUUUUUUCUAUAGUUUUUUUCUUUUUAAAAAGAAAAUCCUUUUGUCUCAUCAGCAAUCAUAUUUCUUGCUUACUGGUGAGCCAUUUUCUAGAGAGAGAGAGGAGCGGAUGUACAAGAAACUAGAGAGAAAACAGUAGCGAAAUUGACAGGAAGGUGAGCUGUUUUUCAUUUUGCUAAUUUCUUUGAAAACCGAGAGAGAGUAUAAAGAUUUGUCUUUUAUUUUAUUUUUUCUCAAAGGGAGAAAACAUUCCAAUACUAAUCUAAGAAGGGUCAGAAAAAGAGUCAUUGAUUUCUUAAUUUUGACUGCUCUAUGUUCUCUUCAGCUUUGUGAGCUUGUGGUCUCUUAUUGAGUGGAUAUCAUUAGCACAAUCUCAAGAUGCCCAUGGGUGGAUUUGAUGAUCACGUCGCUAUUAUGGGAGAAUGGAUGCCCCCAAGCCCUAAUCCGGGGGCCUUUUUCCUAUCAAUGAUGAACGAUGAUGUUGGAGCACGACUGGCUGUGGAAUCUGAUAGUGGAAAUAGACGUGGGCCUGAACAACAAGGUACCUCCAGAAAUGGUGAUCAAAAGGAUCAGAGUGAAGCUAGUUUCGGAGAUGAUGAAACCAACAACUGCAAAGCAGCGGGCGAACCAAAGUUGAGCUCCCGAGGAGGUCUUAUGGAGAGGAUUGCAGCUAGAGCUGGUUUCAAUGCCCCAAGGCUGAAUACAGAGAACAUCAGACCUUCCGACCUUUCUAAGAAACCAGAAGUUCGGUCUCCUUAUUUGACUAUUCCUCCUGGUCUUAGUCCAACCACUCUGCUAGAUUCUCCAGUUUUCCUCUCUAAUUCAUUGGUUCUGCCAUCUCCUACAACUGGGAAGUUUUCUUUUGCCUCGAGUGGAGACUAUCGGGACUCAACAUUGAUGAUAGGCGAUUCUGAUAAGGGGAAGGAGAAUAAUUUUGAGGACAUCAAUGCCUCGUCGUUUGCAUUCAAACCCAUCACUGAAUCUGCUUCAUUUCCAUACUUAAACGCAACAAAUAAAACAUUUCCUAGUGCUGGGUUUACUGUUCAUUCGAAUACUUCCCUACAGCGUCAAAGUAUAGAACCGACCAAAUCGCACUUGGCAAACAACAGUACCUUGUUUCAGGAGGCAAGUUUCAGUAAAUCAGAUUUGGGUAACAAUGGUAGCAGCAAUCUGUUGCAGCAGACUCACAGCUCUGGUGCUAUGGCGCAUUCUCCACCUUUUGAUGAACAAAACGACGAUGGAGAUCAAAGAAGCAGUGGAGAUCCCAAUAGUGGUGGAAGCACGGCUGAUGAUGGUUAUAAUUGGCGAAAAUAUGGACAGAAGCAUGUAAAAGGAAGUGAGUAUCCUCGUAGUUAUUACAAAUGCACGCACCCAAGUUGUCCCGUGAAGAAAAAGGUGGAACGGUCGCAGGAAGGUCACAUCACUGAGAUAAUCUACAAGGGUGCCCAUAACCACGCGAAGCCUCCUCCCAACCGCAGAUCAACUCUCGGGUCCUCAAAUGCGCUUGGAGAUAUGCAGCUCGACGCUGAAGAACCUGGAACCGGUGAUCCCAUCUGGUCGGCAGUGCAAAAUGGAAAUGCUGCAGGAGGAUGGAAACCGGACAAUCUUGAGACGACUCCCUCAGCAUUGCCGGGCCAAGAAUACAACAACGGAGGUACUACCGCCCCGCAGGCUCAAAAUGGAACCACGUACGAGUCAGUGGAUGGGGUUGAUGGAUGUUCUACUUUCUCAAACGAGGAAGAAGAAGAUGAUCGCGCAACGCGUGGCAGCAUGUCAUUAGGUUAUGAUGGUGAAGGAGAUGAGUCAGAAUCAAAGAGAAGGAAACUCGAAACCUAUGCCCCAGAGAUGGGUGGGGCAUCUAGACCGAUAAGGGAGCCGAGGGUAGUGGUCCAGACGACCAGUGAAGUGGAUAUCCUCGAUGAUGGAUACCGUUGGCGCAAAUAUGGGCAGAAAGUUGUGAAAGGAAACCCGAAUCCAAGGAGCUACUACAAGUGUACAAGCGCGGGCUGCAAUGUGAGGAAGCAUGUGGAACGGGCUUCUCACGACCUGAAGUCGGUGAUAACAACGUACGAGGGCAAGCACAACCACGAUGUCCCAGCAGCGCGCAAUAGUGGUGCCCACGUCAACUCUGGAGGUCAGAACACACACCCUCCACAACAAGCUCAUGCUGCUUCAGGUAAUGUUCACAGGCCGGAGCCCUCCCACCUCCGUGGCAGCACAGCCUGGUUCGAGAGACCAGCACUAGGCUCAUUCGGGCUAGGACCAGGUCAUGGCUUCGGAUACAGAAUGGAUCAGGCCGGACUGGGUAUGGGGCCUAACCAAGGCAAACUGGGGGUCCAUCCGUAUUUAGGACAACAAAAUAGAGCGGUAAAAGAGAUGUGUUAUAUGCUGCCGAAAGGGGAACCUAAAGUGGAGCCUGUGACGGAUGCAGGAGGUUUGAACUCCUCCAAUGCAUCAUCAGUUUACGAGCAGCUUAUGAGCCGACUGCCACACAUGGGAAACAUCAACAUAGGCAGAGAAUAUAGUGAAUCGCUCUGCGAGCUCCUCGGUCUGACUUGACGUGGUAAGUGUAAGCCGAGUAACUUGUUCACAGGAAAGCCGAACUUACCCAAGUCAGCACCCCAUAAUGCCCAAAGGAACAUGUGGAAGUUCCCCCAACAGAAAAGCACCUUUACCCAGAUUCCCAAGACGAUCGAGCAAAUAAAGCCAAAAAACAAGCAGCUCGAAGAGGAAAGCAGAAGGAAGACGAAGGUUAAGAGUACGUAUCCCAGGUGAACCAAGAGGUGAAAGGUGGGAGUCCCGCUGAAGAACUAGAACUAUCAAGUCGAAAAAAAAGCCUUGAAAGUUAGGGGUCUCACUAGAAUAAGCUCGUUUUUCAUUUUGGAAGAUUAAUAAUGUAUUUUAAAUGCUUAAUUGGUGUGGACCAUACUAUUUUUCUCCUCAAAAGUAAGUUUUUUAAUCUA